Molecule: messenger RNA, 1622 nt
Organism: Punctularia strigosozonata HHB-11173 SS5
Lineage: Eukaryota; Fungi; Basidiomycota; Agaricomycetes; Corticiales; Punctulariaceae
Product: CMGC/MAPK/ERK protein kinase
Exons: 11
Coding region: 102-1403 (433 amino acids)
Biological process (GO): intracellular signal transduction; protein phosphorylation
Cellular component (GO): nucleus; cytoplasm
Molecular function (GO): protein serine/threonine kinase activity; ATP binding
Source: RefSeq, a predicted model, not a curated record
CAGAUCAUACAUAUUCAACCUUGUAGAUCCCUCCCGGCGUUCCAGCUUUUUCCAUCACCCUACCAUCGGUCAGGCCACGUCGCCUAGUCGUCCUACAUAACAUGCAGCGACACUCAUUUCAUGCUUUAAACUCCACCUUUGUGGUCGACUCCGAGUAUCAGUUCGUAAAGGAGCUCGGCCAGGGUGCGUAUGGCUGCGUCGUAGCAGCCACCCACCGCCGUACAGGUGAAGGUUGCGCGAUCAAGAAGAUCACCAAUAUCAACACCAAGCGGAUCCUGACGAAGCGAUGCUUGCGCGAAAUUCGUCUGCUGCAUCACUUCCGUGGCCAUAAGAACAUCACCUGUCUUUAUGACAUGGACAUCGUCUUCGAGCCAGACGGCAACUUUGGCGAAGUCUAUCUUUACGAGGAACUGAUGGAGGCCGAUUUACAUGCCAUUAUCCGCUCCGGUCAACCGCUUUCCGAUGCCCACUUCCAGUCGUUCCUCUACCAGACGCUCUGUGGUCUGAAGUACAUCCACUCCGCGAACGUCCUGCACCGCGAUCUCAAGCCCGGAAAUUUACUCGUGAAUGCUGACUGCGAGCUUAAAAUCUGCGAUUUCGGCCUAGCGCGUGGGUACACUCCCGGUGGUGGUGCAAGCAGGGCGGCGGGGAACCAGGGUUUCAUGACUGAAUACGUUGCAACUCGCUGGUACCGGGCACCCGAGAUCAUGUUGAGCUUUGCCAACUACACGACAGCUAUCGAUGUCUGGUCAAUUGGCUGCAUCCUUGCCGAGCUUCUUGGCGGGAAGCCCAUCUUCAAGGGCCGCGAUUACGUCGAUCAAUUGAACCAGAUUCUGCAUUAUCUCGGCACGCCAUCCGAGGAUACGCUUCGUCGAGUUGGAUCUCCUCGGGCCCAAGAUUACAUACGAUCGCUGCCAAUCAAACCGCGCAUCCCUUUCCAAAAUCUAUACCCACAUGCCAAUCCCCUUGCGAUUGACUUGCUUUCGAAGAUGCUCUGCUUUGACCCUGCGAAGCGCAUCAGCUGCGAGGACGCGCUGAAACAUCCAUACCUCCAGGUCUGGCACGAUCCUGCAGAUGAACCAGUUUGUGAGAAAAAAUUCGACUUCAGCUUUGAAGAGGAGGACAGCAUUGAGGGCAUGAAGAAAUUGAUUGUGGAAGAGGUUAACUCGUUCCGAGCGGAGGUGAGGGCCCAGGCGCGUGCGGCUGGUCAAGUCCGGAAGCAAGACAGCCUUCCUAUACCAUCUCGAGACGAAAUCAUCUCUUCGCCUGUCCAGGAGCACGCGCCGCGCAACGGUGCCACCUCCGGUUACACCGGCGCUCGCGCCACAGCCCCGGAACCGAUUAUGGAUGAUCCGAGUGCCGAGCUCGAGAAGGAGCUUUCGCGCCAGAACCUUGGCAAAUGAUUGUUGGAUCUGCUCCCGUGGUUCGUGAUUGUGAUCUAUGUGAACAUGACGUGCAUGAUUGCUCAACGUGUACGGCAUGACCGUGAUGUUCGGUACAUGCGCGUUCUAAGAAUGAGCUGUAUUAUCGUUGUUGUUGUACGCUAUCUGACUGGAGCUCUGUCAUCGCCCUGUCCUUGGUCAGCUCUGCACCCCCAGGCACUGGAACCUCUGUCAUAGCGC